Molecule: messenger RNA, 1186 nt
Organism: Lucilia cuprina (Australian sheep blowfly)
Lineage: Eukaryota; Metazoa; Arthropoda; Insecta; Diptera; Calliphoridae
Exons: 2
Coding region: 85-975 (296 amino acids)
Source: RefSeq, a predicted model, not a curated record
UUACAAGGAUUUUUGUGGGCAUAUGACAAAAUUUUUCGUAAAUUUUUUUACUGAAACAUAUAAAAUUUAUUGCAAUUUACAAAAAUGGCAAGUGAAAAUGUUGAAGAUUGGGAUCAACCUUUACCCACACCCGAAGAAAGUACAGAAGAGGAAACAGACGAUGAAGAGCUAACAUUUGAGAAACGUCAACAUAACAAAAAUCUUAAUAAACUUAAAAACUAUGUUGAACUCAUGGCAUAUAGACCCAUAAAACCGCCACAUGCUAGCCCUUAUACCGAAUUUUUGGCCAAACCUAAGAAGAGGUCUUUAGCGGAUAAUGCCAAACAAUUUGCCGAGAUAAUGGUACCGUUGGAAAGAGGUAAACGUCUAAAACGUUUAGCAGCCAAACAUAAUACAAUUACAGUGGAGCAACUAGAACAAGCUAUACGCGCUCAAAAGUCUAAAGAGCGCCGCAAAGAAGAUGUUUUAAAACGUAAACAAGAAUUGUAUUACGAAAUGCUUACCAAAUUAGAGCUACAAUGUCGCACUCAAUAUUUAAAUGUGGUAUUGAAAAAAUUUUCUAGUUUUCUAGCCAAAUUAGCAACAACAAUGCAUAUACCAGAAUCUCUAGUAGAACCUUACGCCCGCAUGCAUCGCGGUAUAUUCUGUAAUAUUUUACAAUCUAUCGGUGUAGAACCACCAACUCAAACCGCAAUUUAUUAUAACACUAAAGAACGUUCAGACUAUAAAGUAUGUCAUAAAUUAUCACAUGCUAUACUAAGUCUUAUAAUUAAAGCAUUAGAUUCGGCUGCAACUCAUAAUUUGGAGGAAGUACAACCUAUUGAAGCCGAUUUAAAAAUGGACAAUUAUAUAAAAGAACGUUUAAUGUGUGCUGCCGAAAAGAAAAUACAAGGUAAUAAACGUUGUACAAGUAAGAAUCGUGCAGAACCGGAUUCUCUGGAAAAGAAAUUGGAAAAAUGUAAAUGUAAUGUUUAAAAAAGUUUUUAAAAAACAUUCUAAACUUUAAAAAUUGGAAUUUUUUAUUUCGAAUUCCGGAAAUAAAAAUUUCGCAUUGAAUUUGAGAUUUCUUAUUUGAAAUUCAAAAAAAAAACGACAAUUUUUCGUAAUUUUAGAAUUUCAAAUAAAAAUCACAAUUUCAAAAAGAUAGUUUGGGAAUCACAAAUAAAAUUUCUGUCUUCUAUUUUAA